Molecule: messenger RNA, 909 nt
Organism: Quercus lobata
Lineage: Eukaryota; Viridiplantae; Streptophyta; Magnoliopsida; Fagales; Fagaceae
Exons: 1
Coding region: 1-909 (302 amino acids)
Source: RefSeq, a predicted model, not a curated record
AUGCAAAUCAAAGAUGAAGGAGCGCUGACGUUCCCUGGUAAAUUGAAGGGAGACCCCAACAAGAGGCCAAGGGCCAAGUAUUGUCGCUUUCAACGAGACCACGAGCAUGACACAACCAACUGCUACGACCUGAAACAGCAGAUUGAGGCCCUUAUCAAACAAGGGAAGCUACAGAGGUUCGUCAGCAAGGAAAGAACCGAUCCACCGCAGGAACAAGCCCCACGAAGGGAGAACGAGCACCCGAGACCACCUAUAGGGGACAUAAGGAUGAUCGUAGGGGGCAUAACCGCAGUUAGAUCUUCCAAAAAAGCCCGCAAAACUUACCUUAGAAUGGUCCAUAGUGUCCAACUUACAGGAUCCGUGCCCAAGAUGCCACGAAUAGAUAACCCCAUCAUUGAAUUUUCAGAAGAUGACGCUCGGAGACUUCACCAUCUUUAUGAUGACGCACUUGUGGUCAGCUUGCAAAUAGGGGAUUAUAACAUGCAUCGGGUUCUCGUCGACAAUGGCAGCUCAGUAGACAUCCUGUACUAUCCAGCAUUCCAGCAAAUGAGAAUUGACAGGGAACGAUUAACCCCAACGAAUGUCCCACUCGUGGGAUUUGGGGGAAUGAAGGUGUUCCCCUUGGGCGCAAUGACACUAUCUGUAACGGCAGGUGACUAUCCUCAACAGAUCACUAAGGAGGUCACGUUUCUCGUAGUCGACUGCUCGUCCGCCUACAAUGCCAUUAUCGGACGACCCACUCUCAAUUCCUGGAAGGCAGUGACUUCAACAUAUCACUUAAUGAUUAAAUUCCCGACGGAGUACGGGGUGGGAGAACUACGAGGAAAUCAAAUAGCAGCAAAGGAAUGCUAUAUUGCCAUGUUAAAAAUGGAGGAUCAACAGCAGGCAAGAUGUAUCAGAGAGCAAUGA